Messenger RNA from Triticum urartu, 633 nucleotides. Lineage: Eukaryota; Viridiplantae; Streptophyta; Magnoliopsida; Poales; Poaceae. The record is from RefSeq and is a predicted model, not a curated record.
AUGGCGAGAGUAUUACUAAUGCUUAUUUGUUGUCAUGCACAGAGACAGUUUGCGCAUACUCAGGUUAGGGGAUGCUACCCGUCCUUCAUGGCGCAGUUUGAUAGUUUGCACGAGGAUCAAGUUAUUUGGGAGCCAUACUCGCCUCAGGCUAUAUCAUCGAGGUACCCAGUUGGGAUUUCUGGAUUGUGCACUAGAGAUCGGCACUUUUGGAUGACCAAGGCCAAGUUGGUGUUCGACGUGAUGGUUGAGGAGAUGUCUCUUCAUAGGGUGAUGAGACAGUUCGGUCUAUAUCAACAGCCUGAGAUUCCAGUUAUUCCACACUUGCCAGACCACGUGCACAAGGACAGUCGCCUAGGAGGAAACAAGUCCAUGUCUUAUUGGCUUGAGAGCAUUACCCCUUACGUUGACGAAUGGACUACCGCUGCGACAAAUAUCUGGGGUGAGGUUCGGCCCUUUAACUGGGAAAUGUUCGGGUUGUAUCUACAGCGUUACCGGCAUACAACGAGGAUCUACUUGGUUCCAUCAGCUGCUCCUGAUCAGAUCGAAGCCCCUCUCACCAGCGACAUGUACCCAACUGCCUCUGUUGUGGGAACCAGACCCCACGCGGUAAAUGCCUUGGUUCUCAUAUGUUAA